AUAGCCCACAUUGUUCACACAUGGUGCAAAAAUAGCUCAUAAAGACUCACAAUACAGAUUUCAUUGACAGCAGGUUUAGUUUUUAGUUCAAUUUUCAGUACAAUACUGUUUUUCCCUAAGAAUUGUCUUUAAAAAAAUACUGUUUUCCAAAUAGGCUAUACUGAAAUAUGCACUUUAAACCCACAUUAUUUAUUACAGGUAAUAAUUAUCACGAAAUUCAACAUCGUCAUUGCAGUUUUUCCUUAUACCGUGGAGGGUCUUAUGGAGGUAUUUCAAUAAACUCUACUGGCUAUGGAAUGAAUACACUCCAGACGCGUUGUUUUCAGAAAAGAAACUGCCGUCUCCGAUCCUUCCCACGGGACGUGAACGCAGCAUGUGUUCAGACAGCGGAGGUUGAGCAGCAUCAGGAUGGGCGGCUAGCAUCUGUCUCAGUCUCAGCUUUAACAGCAGCCUUCUGAGCAGCUUCAUGACAGACCCACUGAAAUCCUCCUAAGCAGAACACCACAGAAGAAGAAGUGACAGGGAGGCAGGAUGGACUCCUUCUCUAUGAUGGGCGGCAGCAGGAGCCCUGUGUUCUUCACAGCACCGUCCUCCCACCACCACCUCCAACACACACAGGCCUGUUUCCUGCCCAACGGCACUAAGAGUGGAGACGCGGAGUCCUCCCGGCCCACGGUGGCCAUCCUGGGCUCCGGUGACUUCUCCAAGUGCCUGACCAUCCGCCUGCUGCGCUGCGGCUUCCAUGUGGUGGUGGGCAGCAGACACCCCAAACUGGCAGCGCAGUCUCUUCCACACGUUGUGGAUGUGACACACCAUGAGGACGCCGUGGGGAAGUCCAACAUCGUGUUCCUGGCAAUCCGCCGCGAGCACUACUCUGUGCUGUGGGACCUCAAGCACCUACUGGAAGGAAAGAUCCUGGUGGAUGUGAGCAACAACAGGAGGGUGAACCAGUACCCGGAGUCCAACGCUGAGUACUUGGCUUCACUGCUGCCAGGCUCCGUCACCGUCAAGGGCUUCAACGUCAUCUCAGCCUGGGCCAUGCAGAUGAGCUGCCCCAAAGACGCCAGCACACAGGUGUACAUCUGCAGUGACUCGCUGGAGGCUCGGCAGCAGAUUAUGGAGUUAGCUCGCCAGCUCCACUUCCUGCCGGUGGAUAUGGGCACCCUGUCUUCCUCACGGGACAUUGAGAACAUUCCCAUACGGUUAUUCCCCGGCUGGAAGGGCCCUGUCCUUGCCGCCGUCGCGCUCUCCAUAUUCUUUUUUGCCUACUCAUUUGUACGAGACAUCAUCCACCCGUAUGUGAAACACAAGCAGAGUGACUUCUACAAGAUCCCCAUAGAGAUGGUGAACCGGACUCUGCCCACUGUCGCCAUCACGUUGCUGGCACUGGUGUACCUGGCGGGUCAGCUGGCAGCCGCCCACCAGCUGUACUACGGGACCAAGUACAGACACUUCCCCCACUGGCUGGAGGGCUGGCUGCAGAGCAGGAAACAGCUCGGCCUGCUCAGCUUCUUCCUGGCUGCCGUACAUGUGGUCUACAGCCUGUGUCUGCCCAUGAGGAGGUCGGAGAGGUACCUGAUGCUCAACACCGCCUACCAGCAGGUCCACGCUAAUGUGGAGAACGCGUGGAACGAGGAGGAGGUGUGGAGGGUGGAGAUGUACGUUUCCUUCGGGAUCAUGAGUCUCGGGCUGCUGUCGCUCCUCGCCAUCACCUCCAUCCCCUCGGUCCACAGUACGCUCAACUGGAGGGAGUUCAGCUUCAUACAGUCCACGCUGGGCUACAUCGCUCUGCUCAUCGCCACCCUGCACGGCCUGCUGUUCGGCUGGAAGCGAGCCUUCGAGGAGGACGCCUACCGCUUUUACCUGCCCCCCAGCUUCGUGGUGGCCCUGGCCCUGCCGGUGUGUGUGAUUCUGGGGAAGGUGCUCAUGCUGCUCCCCUGCGUGGGCCACAAGCUGCACCAGAUCCGCCGAGGCAUGGACAGCAGUCAGCACUGCUGCCAGCGCCUGGAGCCGGUGGGCUCGGCUGCACACGUCUCACCGGAGAGAGUCACCAUCAUGUGAGCUCUUCCACACUCUGCCAUAUUUAACUGUUGUUGAUGAACACUUCUCAUUCACAUGAUGCAAAUGGUACUCUUUGUUACUGUGAUCAGUUUUGCCGUCUGUGAAUCGUGUUCUUAGUAGCUGUGCAUUAUGAAGACUGCCCUUGUGGGACAGUUAUGUUACAGUUUGUCCAUCUUAAUUGUAAACUAUUUCUGUCCUUGUGUCCUGGUAGACAUAAUGAGAUACAGUGUUGACUUUAAAGAAAAACUCCACUCAUUUUACAACUACUGCUCAGCCUGUGGAAACAUCAGUCAUCUUUCAAAGUCAAGAAAAAAACCCACAUGAUAAUGCAGCAUCUCUCCUCAGAAACAUUAAAACAUCACAUGAUUGAGUCUAUCAACUGAAUGGGUUUAAAUACAGUUCACAUGAGCUGCUAAGUACAUAACAUUUAAUAUAAACAUGUCAAAAUAACUUUUCUAAACACGAGUUUCAAGAUAACUUUGGUUAAAUCUGAGCUAAAUAACCAGUCAUGUUUACCCACAGUUCCCUCCCGUAAGAACCAAGUCAGCCAAUGGCAAGCCUCCCAUAGAUGACUCCUCAUGGUAACACAGGUUUAUGUGUUAUUUUACUAGAUUUUGUGGCCGUCAAUAAACAUUCCUAAAAGGUUAAAACAGGUCUGCUCGCUAAAGACUAUUUCAGAAUAAGCGGUACGUGUCCCCUUACUGUCCAGCAGGUGGCUGUGUUACAACACAAAUUCAGAGGAAUCAAACUCAAAAGUUAAGAAACACAUUUCUAAUGAAUGAGUUUGAAUGUGAGAGAGAGCCAAGAAUCAAAAUGUAAAUUAUAAAAAUAUUUUUAAUGAAAACCUGUCACACAUAAAUCUCACAUAACAAUCUCAACAUAACAAAUACAACUCAAUUCACAACACAUUUGUAUCUCAUAUUUUAAGAAAAUGGUCUAAAACUAAGUCAGUUUGAACCCUUACAGUAACUCCACCUGGAUGUUUGAGUUGUGGAAUAAAAUGUCAAUGAUGUAAUGUUGUCUGCUUUGUGUUCAUGUAAGUGAUUCUUUAAAACUAAC
Messenger RNA from Eleginops maclovinus (Patagonian blennie), 3120 nucleotides. It is a transcript of the gene steap2, whose product is annotated as STEAP family member 2, metalloreductase. Gene Ontology annotation, molecular function: ferric-chelate reductase (NADPH) activity; cupric reductase (NADH) activity. The coding region runs from base 532 to 2061 and encodes 509 amino acids. Gene Ontology annotation, cellular component: endosome; plasma membrane. Gene Ontology annotation, biological process: copper ion import. The record is from RefSeq and is a predicted model, not a curated record. The transcript is spliced from 6 exons. NCBI's taxonomy places the organism in Eukaryota, Metazoa, Chordata, Actinopteri, Perciformes, Eleginopidae.